Messenger RNA from Biomphalaria glabrata, 4293 nucleotides. Its product is annotated as NXPE family member 3-like. NCBI's taxonomy places the organism in Eukaryota, Metazoa, Mollusca, Gastropoda, Planorbidae. The transcript has 16 exons. Bases 445 to 2433 code for a protein of 662 amino acids. The record is from RefSeq and is a predicted model, not a curated record.
GCCACUGACUGUGAAAAUGUCUUUGUCAAGAGGCAGGACUAGUUCUAUAUUUGGACCUGUCAUUCUCAAAGUGAUUCAUUUGCUGUCUUUCCACCUAAAUUAUGGGUUGUUUCCCUUGCUAUGAAUAAUGUCCUCAUGCAUACGUUGGGUCCUACAUACGAUGAAGUUUAAUUAACUAGCCGCAUAUACUAUUCGCAAAGUUAUUUUCUUAUGAAAUAGGCCUAAUUGAUUUAGAUAUGGUGACAAUGGUGUUGUUUCGGAAUCUCUUCCAGAAUAUCGCCUAGGAUUAUGGGAUUAAAAUUGGACAAUUGGUAUGAAAGCUAUUAUUUAAGACUUCUCCCAGACUUAAGGUUGAGACAUCGGGCCCUCAGGGGCUACCUUUAGAGUUGCCAGUUAUUACGUUAUUGUGCUUGGAAGUGACAACAUUGUCCAAAGUUUACAACAAUGAAACUUGUUCGGAACAUGCUGCCGUGGAGAAGAAAUCUAUUUUUAGCCUUUGUUGUGCUGACAUUACUCAUGACAUAUGCAGCGCUAAGGUAUAUAAAUAUUGCCGAUUUAAGAAAUCCUUCCCUGGUGUACCUCACUGUUCUGAACCAACCAGUGCUCUAUAAAGAAAGGAUUAACACUUAUCAUAUUCAGAACAUAGACAAAGAAGCAACAAAGGAAAUUGAUAAAACAUGGGUGGAGGUAGAUAAAACAUGGCCCUCUUUGCAAAGUACCAGCAUUACACUCGGCGAAUUACAAGAGAAAUAUAACAGGUGCAAGUCUGUGUCUGUUCGUGUCAACAGUGAAUGCAAGUUGGUUCACAGCAACUUUUCAUUCGUCUGGAAGUCCCACUCAAAGUCUGCUAAGACUAAUGUAGAUGAUUUUAACCGCAUGAACUUGGCAUCAUCGUGCUGUGCUUACUUUUAUGAUGAACUAAUGAGACCAGCUCCAAGUGCAGAUCUUUUUUCUUGGGAGAAGGAUUACUUAUCAUCCCCUUACUUGCAGAAUCUGGAAGAUAUUGCCUGGGCAAAUCACUCUACAAUAUCAAUAGAAUCUAUGAAAGAUGGUGUGUACUCACUUGGCAGUAGGAUCAAGCUCAACAUUGUUCUUUUCAACGGCCGCAAGGAACAUAGAACUUUGGGAGGAGAUAAAAUCGAAGUCUGGUUGGUGAGUAAGGACCUGAAAGCCGCCAUCGCUGCUGAUGUCACUGACAACUCGGAUGGCACAUACACAGCUGUGACCUUGCUGCCGUGGAGCGGAAGUGUCAAGGUCAAUGCGGCUAUUGCUCAUCAUAGAGAACUAUUCAGAACGAUGUGUUAUAUACAGCGUGUGUUCAAGACGACACAUUCCUUUGUUGGAAACUUUAUAUCUGGGACUGCUUCUGAGGCCACCCCUUGCUCCCCAUUCCCAAGCCUUCCUGAGUAUUCCCAGGAUGAGAUGUGUAACUUUACUGCCAUUAAUGGUUUUCCUUGGUUCUGUGGACGUCCUGUGAAAAGGGAUUAUCUCAAUUGUUCACAUUUUGUCUCUGUGACAAAAUUAAAUUUGCCUAGCUAUCUCCCCCUGACAGAAGCUGAGGAGAAGUUGCUGAACAUGACAGAAACACAGAGGCCAUUUCUUAUACCUAACAAUAUAACAAUCAAGGUUGUACCAGCAGACGCCUCUAAUGCAGCUAAAGUAUUGCCUCCACCUCAAGAGAAAUGUAAUCAACGAAGUUUGGCCAUGACGUUUGAGGAAAGAAAUUCUGAUGGAUUUUUUUACAAAGGAAAGUGGAGGCCAUUGAAUUGUGAACUGCCUAAUGUUGAUUUAGAAUUUCUUUUAAAAUGUUUAUCAAAUACUAUGAUGAUACUUGUAGGGGACUCCAAUGGUAGAGCACAGUACACCAACAUCAUCAAAAUGGUACCUUGUGUUGAAAAAAUUAAAAUGACAUCGGUUGCUUGGCAUGCCCCACUAAGGUGUGAAAACAAUACAUUCAACAUAUCCAUUCAGUUCUAUCCUCACAAAUUACCUUUUUAUGGAUCAAAGGAAGAGUCGUUAAAAAAUGAAGUUCUCUAUUCUGAAGUAACCAUAUUGGAUUCUAUUCCUAAUGUUGGGAAGUACAUCGUCUAUAUCCACAACUUCCUGCACAUGGUACCUUUCCAUUUAUCACUAUCCGAACAUCACCUCAAACUUGUCCGACAAGCUGUGAAGCGGGUCUUAGCCAGAAACCCUCAGGUGAUUAUAGUGUACCAAUCGGCUCACAGCGCCUACGACAGGACUCCAAUGAACAAACAUAAGAUGGGCGUUUUUCUUCUGGAAAUGCAAAAAAGUCUACUCAAAGAUCUUGGGGAGAGAGUUAUGUUUGUGAAUACCUGGCCAAUGACUGUGGCUAUGGCCAACAGUGAAGGACAUCCACAGUUUUCAGAAAUGUUCACAGAUUUGUAUUUUGGCUCAGUGUGCCAACGCGUCUGAAUUAAUUCUCACAAGAGAGAACAAAUGGAAGGAUUGGUUGACUUAUUGCUCAGCUUGUAGUGCCUUAACAAAUCUUAGGAAUAAAAUAUGUAUCUCAAUGUAAUGGCAGCUACAGUCUCAUGAGCAGAAGAAUCCAAAGAUUCAAAGUGUAAGGACCAUUUAGUUCCUAACAUGGCUUUGUUUCUUUAAGGGAGUUAUACAGAUCUGCUCUGGUUUUGUUUCUUCAAGUUUUUUUUAUAUCGGCUAGCCAUAUAGAUGUGGUUACAUUAUACCCAAGAAAUGGUAACUGGAUUUCAAAAGAGAACAGUAUUUGAAGUAUUGGCUAUUCAAUAACGGACAUUGGAGUUCUGUAAUAGAACUUCAUAAAUAGAUUUGUUACCUUUGCCUUUUAAUAUCGCUGUAUUUAAUAAGGUACCAUGUUAACCAAUGACUUAAAUUCUGCCAAGUCACUGGUUUUCCUGGCUAGCUCGGGCAACCCAUUCCAUGCUCUAAUAGCACUAGGGAAGAAGGAGCUUUUGUAAAAAUUUGUCCUAGCAUAUGGAGUGAGGAAUCUGACUUUAUCUUUGUGUCUGAGUAUUUAUUAAAUUUAGUUUUUGUAUUUGAAUAUUAUGGUUUAGUUUUAUGUAUAAUUGCUACUUUACUUUUAAGUCUUCUAUCCUAAAGGCUUUCUAGGUGUUACUUAAGUCAAAUGUGAAUAUUCGUUUGUAAUGAAUCUCACUGCUCUAUUUUGUGUCUGUUCCAGUUUCUUAAUGUUUUCUUGAGUUGAGUCCCAAACAGAGGAUGCAUAUUCUAUUAUUGGCCUAACCAAGGUUAAAUAACAUUUUAGUUUUAUGUUCUUAUUUGAUUUAUAGAAAUUUCCUUUAAUAAACCAUAAUGCUUUGUUUGAUUUUUGAUAGCUUCAUCAAUAUGUGGAUUCCAUGACAGAACUGGUGACAUGAAUUAGUCCUACGUUUGUGACCAGAAUGUAACAUUGCAUGCUGACAAAUAACUAGUCUUCUAUGGUUGUGAUAAAUGAUACCAUGAGACAAGGGAGGUAAUACAAACUCCUAGGUCAGUAAUAUUGGCAUCUGUUGCCUUUCCAUCACAGUUUUAGCUAGAUGAGACAAUUGUCUUUGGGCUGUGAGGUGUGUACACUUGUGUAACAUUGAGGCAACACCCUCACUGGAAAAUGUUUAGCUGCCAGACACAGCUCCUAAAUACCCCCCCCCCCCCAAAGAGCAAGUAAAAAAUAUUAUUUUAUUAAUAAAAAGUUGAAAAGUUAUUUCUACUUCACUGGCAUAUAUAUAUGUGUCAUCUUAAUAUUAUUAUACUUACUUUGUAACGAUUGAAAACAAUAAUUGUUAUUUUAGCCAUUAUGUUUUUGUUGUUUUUUGUUUUUGUACAUGACUUCUUUUAAAGUUGUUGAAUGAAAUAUCAACUGUAGUAAUAAACUACAUUUUCACUAAAUUAGUUUUAUAUCAGUUCUUUCAAUCCUCCUAACUGUAAUCCAACAUGUUUGCAUCUAUCCAUUCAGGAGAUGAAAAUAGUUGUUUGGUCAUCUUUAAUUGGUUGGGCUGUUAGAUUGUCAAAGGGGAACAACGCGCAGUAAACAUAAUAUUAUUAGGAUUUUAAAUUAAUUCCCCUUGCCUGUCAAACUAGAUUUAAUUAUUAGAUUUGUAUUGACACAAAAGCUGGGUUUUAACCUAUACUAUAGUUUAGGGCAUUCAGUUACUAGCCCCACGUUACUUGCAGUAAAGAUUACGAUUACUAAGAAAACUAUCCUAGUUUAAUGUUAGCGAAAAGGCCUUGGCUAUGUUUUAUCACGCUCAUAUCUGCAAUAUUUUAAGUUUCAAUAUCACUGCCUGGAAUAGCAAUCUGAGC